Messenger RNA from Tachyglossus aculeatus (Australian echidna), 555 nucleotides. It is a transcript of the gene NDUFB6, whose product is annotated as NADH:ubiquinone oxidoreductase subunit B6. The transcript has 4 exons. Lineage: Eukaryota; Metazoa; Chordata; Mammalia; Monotremata; Tachyglossidae. The coding region runs from base 76 to 462 and encodes 128 amino acids. The record is from RefSeq and is a predicted model, not a curated record. Gene Ontology annotation, biological process: mitochondrial electron transport, NADH to ubiquinone; mitochondrial ATP synthesis coupled electron transport.
GAUGGGCGUCAUCUGAGUGCGCCUUCCUCGCAAGGUCGCCGGGCGUUGGGCAGGAGUUCGAGGCGAAGGGGCGGCAUGGCGGGCUACACCGCGGACGAGAAGCAGCGGCUGGAGCAGUUGCGGGCCCUGCGAAGGAAAUGGCUGAAAGAUCAGGAGCUGAGCUUCCGCGAGCCCGUCCUGCCCCCGGAGAAGCUCUCGCCCUUGGGGAGGUUCUGGAAGAACUUCCUCCAGCCCCAAACCCUCCCGAGGAUUUACACCUAUAAGGCAUACAAAGGUGGUGUCUUUUUUCUAACUCAUAUUCUUGUACCGCUCUGGAUUACCCACUAUUAUCUCAAAUACCAUGUGCAAACAAGACCAUAUGGCAUCGUUGAAAGGAAGCCCAGAAUAUUCCCAGGUGAUACAAUUAUGGAGACGGGAGAAGUAGUUCCACCAAUGAGAGAAUUUUCCAGUGAACAUCACUAAAAGGCUUAUGAAGCUAUAUUGUAUUUAUCAGUGGAUCUACAGGCAGCAAUUUCUGGGAAAGUAACUUAAUAAAGCUUUCUCUCGUGUUCUUUG